Molecule: messenger RNA, 2387 nt
Organism: Perkinsus marinus ATCC 50983
Lineage: Eukaryota; Perkinsozoa; Perkinsida; Perkinsidae
Product: Serine/threonine-protein kinase PLK2, putative
Exons: 22
Coding region: 1-2220 (739 amino acids)
Biological process (GO): mitotic cell cycle; protein phosphorylation; regulation of cytokinesis
Cellular component (GO): cytoplasm; spindle pole; nucleus
Molecular function (GO): protein kinase activity; protein binding; ATP binding
Source: RefSeq, a predicted model, not a curated record
AUGUCAAGGGCACUCUUACCCCCUCCGCCGCCUUCGGGAGCUCCAUCGACUAGUGGUGAUCAUCACUAUCGUCCUCCUCAUCAUCACCAUCAUCAGCAACAGCAGUAUAACUCUACCCAGUCUACUGCAGCCUGCAGUCCUAGCGCGACUGCGACUCUUCGGGGGAAUAGCAGUCAUACUGUUACGACGGAUGUGGAGAUCCUCGAGGAUAAAAAGGGGAGGAGGAACGGAGGGGUCCCUGUAUACUAUGAAAAAGGAAGAUUCCUCGGUAAGGGAGGCUUCGCAAAGGUAUACGAAUAUACAGAGCAGAAGACGGGACAACGAGUGGCUAUCAAAGCGGUUCAAAAAGCCAGCCUGACCAAAGAGAAGGCCAAGGCGAAGUUACAGAGCGAGAUUGCGAUACAUCGCUCGCUGAAGCAUCCGCGAAUUGUGCGCUACCUCUCUCACUUUGAAGACUCUAACUGUGUCUACAUCGUCAUGGAGCUUUGCGCACAUGCAACACUGAAUGAAAUUCACAAGCGGCAGAAACGAUUCACUGAACAAGAGGCGCGGCAUUACAUUUGGCAACUGUGUGAUGGAGUGAGAUAUCUCCAUCAGAAUAGAGUCAUCCAUAGAGACCUCAAACUCGGCAACCUGUUCCUCAAAGACAGUACAGACCUUAAGAUCGGUGAUCUUGGUCUUGCGGCUAAGUUGGAUUAUGAUGACGAUAGGAGGACUACAGUAUGUGGUACUCCGAACUACAUCGCGCCAGAGAUACUAGAGGGAGCCCAUCACAAAUACAAAGGGCACAGCUACGAGGUAGACAUAUGGUCUAUCGGUGUUAUUCUUUACACUAUGCUAUGCGGACGGCCACCGUUUGAGGAUCAGGACGUCAAGGCAACUUACAGAAGAAUUCGUCAUUGCCAGUAUAAAUUCCCCGAUAGUGUUUCCAUUUCCAACGAGGCUAAGUGCCUUAUACAGAGCAUGCUGCAGAUAGAGCCGAAUCAGCACACGCUCUGGCACGAUCAGUGCAAAUCGGGGAAUGUGCUUAUCGAGGGAGCCCUCACCCUCGGCAUCUUCAGCAUGUCGAACACAAUUCACUGGGAUCCGGCACUGCGACGAACUCCUCAGUCUGUGGCUACUUUGGGAGUAGCGAGUAGUCCAGGAACGUCCUCUCGGCGCAUACCGAGUCACAUGCGGCAGGGCAGCACAACAGCAUCAGGACGACGUCACCCUAUACCGUCUGCUGGCGAUCGGCUCACUCCUGUAGUGUCUCCGGGCUCAGACAAAGAUAAUGUGACUUCGCCUCCCACCACCGGUUCGAAAAUGAAGGAUGGUCUUUUGCGGCAGGCAUCUCCGUUGCUGCGGACGCGGAACGUUCAGGACAACCAUCCCACAAAUAUAUCAACACCUCAAGCAAGCUACUCAUCGGCGGAUGGUACAUCGUCAGUCAGUGGUCACGUCAUACGCGGUCCCACGGGACGGGUUCUGGGGCGGGAGAACGGUCCGUUGCCGGCUGUAUGGAUCACCAAGUGGUGCGACUUCACAUCGAAGUACGGGAUCGGUUUCCUCCUCUCGAGUGGCAAUAUGGGAGUUUACUUCAACGACAGCACGCAGAUGAUCACUCUUGAGCCACCAACUGAUACGCCACUGACGAGCACACGAGUGGAGUAUCGAUAUAGAAGCAGCAGCAGCAACACAGAGCGGAUGGAGGUGCUCCCAAUGGAUGGCCAAGGCAGCCAAGUGGAGUCUGAGAACCGUCCAGAGAAGGGUCAGGGAAGCACUAGAGAUGUCAAGAAGAAAUUGACCUUGAUGAAGCAGUUCCGCGUCUUUUUACUUCAAGACGAUACGAAGCGUGAAGGGGUAAGAUUCGGCCAUAGUCGAAUCGAUCUGGAGGGUCGCUCGUCGACUGACCAUCCCGAAGCCUCCCAUGAAGUCGUGGGAAUCCGCAAGUUCCUCGAUACUAAACACGGUAUACUGUUCACGUUGACUGAUAAGAUUGUACAGGUCUGCUUCUAUGAUGGCUCAGAGCUGGUUCUGUCGCCCAAGACGGGGUCUGCUGUCUAUGUGUGUCGAAAAACUGGUCGUCGAUAUACGUUCAGCCUCAGUCGGUUGCCCGAACUCAAUAACCUCGGUUCUCGUGAUCAAACGGCCCAUGAUGUGGCUAAGCGUGUGAAAUUCACCAGGGAAAUCCUCAGCCACUCGCACUCCUCGCACGGCAGCGUUACGCAGAGUCGAUGAUCAUUACGUUCUAUGGCACUGCUGCUAUUGCCACUACUAAUGUAGCCGACGACAGCCUCUUUUUGCACUUGUAAUUACAAUGAUAACACCAUUAGUUGUUAUUUCCGGGGCUGCGAAGUGAUGAUGAUAAUAACUUACAGUCCACAUUCAACACAUAAAGCAACAUU